Molecule: messenger RNA, 131 nt
Organism: Scutellospora calospora
Lineage: Eukaryota; Fungi; Glomeromycota; Glomeromycetes; Diversisporales; Gigasporaceae
Source: the annotation of a GenBank genome assembly
AUUCUGAUUUUUCAAAUUAUAGCAAAGUCGAAAUUGAAUUAUUAGCUAGUUUUUAUAGUAAUGAUAAACAAACUAAAAAUAGCAAAAUUGUUACAGCUUUAAUUGAUAAACAAGAAUUAAAACAAGAAUAG